Molecule: messenger RNA, 855 nt
Organism: Anopheles marshallii
Lineage: Eukaryota; Metazoa; Arthropoda; Insecta; Diptera; Culicidae
Gene: Uck
Product: uridine-cytidine kinase
Exons: 7
Coding region: 1-855 (284 amino acids)
Cellular component (GO): cytoplasm; cytosol
Molecular function (GO): kinase activity; ATP binding
Source: RefSeq, a predicted model, not a curated record
AUGAGUGACAUAGAAUGUGUAAAUGGUGCGCGAUUGAAUGGCAAUUCAGGUGAUGUAGUGAAAACACCAUUUUUGAUCGGAGUUGCUGGUGGAACGGCGAGCGGAAAGUCCACCGUAUGCAAACGAAUCAUGGAGCAACUAGGCCAAGCUGAUAUGGACCAUACGCAGCGACAAGUCGUCACAAUAAGCCAAGACAGUUUCUAUCGCGAGCUGUCUGAGUCGGAAAAGGCGCGUGCGGAACGGGGUCUGUUUAACUUCGACCACCCGAGCGCCUUCAACGAGGAAUUGAUGCUUCAAACGCUGCAGGAGAUUCUACAAGGGAAAAAAGUUGAGAUUAAUGAGUACGAUUAUCGGCGAAACGCAGUUUGUCCGGAAAAGAGAAUUGUUAUAUAUCCGGCGGAUGUGGUUUUGUUUGAGGGCAUACUGGUGUUCUAUUUUCCCGCCAUUCGUGAUCUUUUCCACAUGAAGUUGUUUGUCGAUACCGAUUCGGACACAAGACUAGCUCGACGAGUUCCACGGGACAUUAACGAACGAGGACGAGACUUGGACCAAGUACUCAAUGCUUACAUGAAUUUCGUCAAACCUGCUUUUGAAGAGUUUUGCUCUCCGACGAAGAAAUUUGCGGAUGUAGUAAUUCCACGAGGAGCUGAUAAUACAGUCGCAAUUGAUCUGAUCGUCCAGCACAUCCGCGAGUUUCUGAACAAUCGUACCCGCAGUGAUCAUAGUCCGCAUAUGGCCGCGUGCGGUACAAGUGCGAUGAAUCUGGCUAAUGGUAGAGCUCAAACUAGUAUGCACUCGAUAUCACCUUCCAUGAUCAAUAAUCAGCUUUACGCGGUACUGUACGAGUACAGUUGA